This is a messenger RNA of Homarus americanus (American lobster), 900 nucleotides long. RefSeq lists its product as uncharacterized. Bases 51 to 707 code for a protein of 218 amino acids. The transcript has 5 exons. The record is from RefSeq and is a predicted model, not a curated record. Lineage: Eukaryota; Metazoa; Arthropoda; Malacostraca; Decapoda; Nephropidae.
UACUGAACUAGAUCAGAUUUGUACCUAUAAAUUUCCUCCAGUUAGUCGUGAUGCGCGUGGGCUGCUGCAUUUGGGUUUUGAGUGUGGGUGUGGUGCUGUUGUGGGCGGCAAGUCGGGGAGAUGGCCACGGGCGGCUGAUGGAGCCAGUAGGUCGAUCGUCCGCCUGGAGGAAGGGCUUCGACACUCCAGUCAACUACAAUGACAACGAGCUGUUUUGUGGCGGCUUUGGUGUACAGUGGAACCAGAACGACGGCAAGUGUGGGGUGUGUGGCGACAAUUGGGCCGACCCCCAGCCCAGGGACAACGAGGCUGGUGGAACAUAUGGCAAAGGUGUCAUCGUUGCCAACUACACCAGGGGGCAGGAACUGGAGAUUCAGGUAGAUCUCACCACUAACCACUUGGGUUUCUUCGAAUUCAGUCUGUGUGUCAACAACGACGUCACCAAGAUCAUCAAACAGGAGUGUCUGGACGAGCACCUCCUUGAGCACGCUGACGGCUCCGGCACCAAAUAUUACAUUUACAAAGAUGACCCUGAGUGGCACAGCACCGUCGUGAAGUUGCCAGAUGAUGUGGUGUGCACCCAGUGUGUUCUUCAGUGGCACUACCAUACAGGUAAUACAUGGGGCGACUGUGGUAACGGCACGGAGGACAUGGGCUGCGGACCUCAGGAGACUUUCCGUGGCUGCGCUGACAUAGGCAUCUACUAAAUGUUCCUGCAGCUACUUUUGCUGCUGCUUGGACAACAUACUUGAACUUCAAGCAACUUUUCCUCAUUUCUGAUCCUUCUAGGUGAACUCCUGCCUACUUUUCUGAUUAUCUGAGCUUUGCUGUCGUCAAUGGUGGCCGGAAGAACUGCUUUCUUAAAACAUUGUAUAAGAAUAAUAAAUGAUACCUCCUGUG